This is a messenger RNA of Antechinus flavipes (yellow-footed antechinus), 1041 nucleotides long. RefSeq names its product troponin T1, slow skeletal type (gene TNNT1). Lineage: Eukaryota; Metazoa; Chordata; Mammalia; Dasyuromorphia; Dasyuridae. The transcript is spliced from 14 exons. Gene Ontology annotation, cellular component: troponin complex. The record is from RefSeq and is a predicted model, not a curated record. Gene Ontology annotation, molecular function: tropomyosin binding; troponin T binding. Bases 87 to 875 code for a protein of 262 amino acids. Gene Ontology annotation, biological process: regulation of muscle contraction; slow-twitch skeletal muscle fiber contraction; sarcomere organization.
UCUCUGUCCCUGACUCACAGCCACUGUCCCAGCUUCAAGCCAACCCCUGCUCUUUACUGAAGCCUCAGCCCCAGGUUCCUCCGACAAUGUCAGACACCGAGGAGCAGGAUUAUGAGGAGGAACAGCAGGAAGAGGAGGAGGCCGCGGAGGAGGAGGAAGCCCCUGAGGAGUCCGAGCCGGUUGCAGAGCGAGAAGAGGAGCGCCCCAAACCCAGCAGGCCCAUGGUGCCUCCACUGAUCCCACCAAAGAUCCCCGAGGGAGAGAGAGUCGAUUUCGAUGACAUCCACCGAAAACGCAUGGAGAAGGACCUGCUGGAGCUGCAGACCCUGAUCGAUGUGCACUUUGAGCAGAGGAAGAAGGAGGAGGAGGAGCUCGUGGGGCUGAAGGACAGGAUUGAACGCCGGAGAGCAGAGAGAGCGGAGCAGCAGCGAGUCCGGACAGAGAAAGAGAGGGAGCGACAAGCCAAGCUGGCGGAGGAAAAAAUGAGGAAGGAGGAGGAAGAGGCGAAGAAAAGGGCUGAGGAUGAUGCCAAAAAAAAGAAGGUCCUGUCCAACAUGGGCGCCCACUUUGGGGGCUACCUGGUCAAGGCCGAGCAAAAGCGGGGGAAACGCCAGACUGGGAGAGAGAUGAAACAGAGGAUUCUGUCUGAGCGGAAGAAACCCUUGAACAUCGAUCACAUGGGGGAGGAGCAGCUCAGGGAGAAGGCCCGGGAGCUGUCCGACUGGAUUCACCAGCUGGAGUCGGAGAAAUUUGACCUGACCGAGAAGCUAAAGCAGCAGAAGUAUGAGAUCAACGUUCUCUACAACCGGAUCAGCCAUGCCCAGAAGUUUAGGAAGGGGGCCGGCAAGGGUCGUGUUGGCGGACGCUGGAAGUGAGCCUUCCAUCCAAGGAGAGGCCUGGAGAGAGGAUCACAGUGACCCUUCCCAUCUGGUCCCGAGAUGCCCCCUCUCCUCUGACCCUGCAGGCAGCCGCCCUCGUACCCACCUUCAGCUUCUUGCCUGCUCUUCUUGAAUAAACACACUCCUGGGUAGUCUGCCAAAA